CUCCACAAGCUUACAAGUUACAUCUCCUGGUCGGCAGCCAGCUCAUACCUCCCUCCAUCUCGGCAACCACAGGAAGAAGACGACGCUUUGCUCACAUAUAUCCGCUAGCUGCUGGGCUACGUGAUCGAUUCGACGGCCAUUGCUGUUGCAGUGUGUUGCGCCUUCUCGCUGCCCUCAAUACAAGCGUCUUCUCUGAAUCCACACACCCAAACCCAAUGCGAAGCAGAACACGCUUGCUCGGAGUAGCCGCCGCCGUCUUCGCAUGGCUCGCCGCCUCCUGCUCGCACGCGUUCCCCUUCCCCAUCCCCUUGCUCGAACCCUACACCAGCCAGAAGGACGUUGAUGCCAUCAACGACCUGUACGCGGCGCUGGGCUCGCCGGACCUCGACGGCUGGACGGGGUCGGGAGGAGACCCCUGCAGGGAGGCAUGGCAGGGAGUGCAGUGCGACGGCCCCAACGUGACGGCAAUUUCACUGACGCGUCAUGUGUGUCGACCUGUGGCUGACAGAGACCUCGGAGGUGCAGGACUGGGAGGGAAGCUGAGCCAGACACUUGGAGAUUUCACUGCCAUCACAGAACUGGAUCUGAGCAACAACCAAAUCGGCGGCGCGCUGCCACAGAGCUUACCACCUGCGCUGGCACGACUAGAUCUUUCUUCAAAUAGUCUCAGUGGAGAACUACCGGAUUCGAUGGCAAAGCUAAGCUCACUGUCAACACUGCAUGUGCAGAACAAUCAGCUAAGUGGGACACUCGACGUGCUUCAAGAUCUUCCCCUGACAGAUCUGAACGUGGAGAACAAUCAGUUCUCUGGACCAAUCCCAGACAAGCUGCUCUCAGUCCCCAAAUUCCUACGAAAUGGCAACCACUUCACCGAAGAACCGACCCCCGGGUCCUCCCCAACUCCGGCGACUCCGCCUCCGCCUCCGCCGUCGCCUCCGGUUCAUCCAAGCCAUGUGCCAACACCAGCUGCACCAGAAGAGCCUCCAGUACUCAAUGGCUCACACCCACCCAUAUAUGUGAUUCCAGCUCCUCCACAGGACGCCCCUCCGAACAGACACAGGGGCAGGGUGUCGCCGGCGAAGGCCGCCGGGUUCAGCAUCCUCGCCGCCGGUUCGCUGAGCAUCGCCGUCGUUGCGAUCCUGUUCACGGCGUCGAAACGGCGCAGGGAGAGGUCCCUUCGUGUAGGGUACUUGAGAGGAGCUGAGAUGAGCACGCCGAGCUCGGUGAGGGCGCCUCCUACACUACGUGCAGUUGCCAUUGCCAAACCAGAGAAAGACAGAGACCAUCGUUCAGUUGAAGCUGCUGAGGAGAAGAUGGAGUGGACUCCGAGAGAUUAUGUCAAGGCAGCAGGAUCAUCUUUCAAGAACAGCAGCAACGGGAGCAUCGUGUCAGAUAAGAAGAAUGUUCAGGGCGGUUCAGGAGGCCCGCCACCGCACCUGCAACUCCCUUUCACGCUCUUCACGGUUGCAUCGCUGCAGCAGUACACCAACGGUUUCAGCGACCAGGAUCAGACAAGGGAGACCUGCUUCGGCAAGAUCUAUCCAGCAGAUCGCCCAACGGGAACCAAGCUUUCAGUACUGAAGCUCGACGGCGACGCGGCGAGAACGCCGGUGGCUGAGUUCCUGAAGAUCGUUCAUGGCGUCGCCAGGCUCCGGCACCCUAACGUGCAGGAACUCGUGGGCUGCUGCGUGGAGCACGGCCAGAGGCUGCUCGUCUACAAGCACUUCAGCGACCGCACUCUGGAAGACAUGCUGCGUCUGGAGCAAGCGGCGUCAUCUGGACCUGGAGAGACACUUCGCUGGGAUUCUCGGAUAGCUGUGGCCCUCGAAGCUGCGAAAGCACUAGAGUAUCUUCAUGAGGGCGCCGGGAAGCUGAUGGUGCACCGGCAUUUCAGGCCUGAGCACGUCCUGGUCGACGGCGAGCUCAGGGUGUCCGUCUCCGGAUGCGGCCUUGCUCCGUUCGCGGCUCAGCUGUCGGAUUACUGCGGCGUGACGCUGAGCUACGAGCCGCCGGAAGCGGCCGGCGGCGGCGGCGGCGCUGCCGCGGCGUGGACGCCCAAGGGCGACGUCUACAGCUUCGGCGUCGUGAUGCUGCAGCUCCUCACCGGGCGCAGACCGUACGACAGCUCGCGAGCGCGGGGCGAGAGGCACCUGGUGCCGUGGGCGAGCGCGCGGCUUUACGACCUCGCCGCGCUGGGGAAGAUGGCCGACCCGCGCCUCGGCGCGUCGCCGCCGCCGGUAAGGUCGCUGUCGCGCUUCGCCGACAUCAUCAGCCGGUGCAUACAGCAAGAGGCAGAGUUCCGGCCUGCCAUGUCGCAGGUGGCGCAGGACCUGCGGCGCGCGCUGGAGGACGCGUGCUCGGGGACGGGGAGCGGCGGCGCUGCACAGGCUUAGCUACUUGUGCUCAUGCUCGGCUCGCCGAUGGACCUGCUCUGUCACCUCACGCAUGGAACGGAGCUGCACUGUGCUCAGAUCGGCCGACGCAUCGAAGUCCGGCAGUUAACCAUGUAAAUUUGAUUGUAUUGUUCUUUUCCUUUCUUGUACAAAAAGAACGAUAAAAUUAUAUAGAACAUGUAAAUUUGAUUGUGUUCUUUUUCUUUCUUGUACACAAAGAAUGAUGGGAUUAUAUAGAACAGGUCAGCAGCGAAAUUUGAUCGUCCUGACUUUAAAGCAA
This is a messenger RNA of Sorghum bicolor (sorghum), 2673 nucleotides long. Its product is annotated as protein STRUBBELIG-RECEPTOR FAMILY 3. Gene Ontology annotation, molecular function: ATP binding; protein kinase activity; protein binding. Gene Ontology annotation, biological process: protein phosphorylation. The transcript has 13 exons. The record is from RefSeq and is a predicted model, not a curated record. Bases 216 to 2393 code for a protein of 725 amino acids. NCBI's taxonomy places the organism in Eukaryota, Viridiplantae, Streptophyta, Magnoliopsida, Poales, Poaceae.